AUGCUUCCCGAGGCGGUGCGGGCGGCGGUGGAGGCCAUUGUCUGCCAGCCGCUCGACCUCGUGGGCGAGGCGCUGCAGGGCUUUGCAUGGGAGUUUGAAUCCAAGGGAGACGUCCACCACUGGGUGCCUCUCCUGGACCACUUUGAUGCCUACUUUGAGCGGCACGUCAAGGACAGGACGGACCUGCAGCUGCAGCUGGAGCACGAGGAUGGCACACCCAGCCCCGCAGCUGAAGCGCCCAGCAGCGGCUCGGGCGGUCGCGGCCCCGCCGGCAGCGCAAGCAGCAGCGGCGCCGUGCCCGUCCAGCAGCAGCAGCAGCAGCAGCAGCAGCAGCAGGCGCGGCAGCCGGACCCGCCCUUUCCCAGCCCGGCGGUCCUGGAGAUACUGCGGGUGACCACGCUCAUCCUGGAGGGCUGUUCCAACAAGCAUCUGUAUAACUCAUACGAGUACCUGUCGCUCCUGCUGGCGGCGCCGGAUGCCGCGGUCGUCCUCGCCACGCUGCAGACCCUAGCCGCAUUUGUGCGCAAGUCGAGCAGCCCCGCCGCACGGUGGGGAGGCACCGAGGACCUGAAUGCCCGCCUGAUGGUGCUGGCGGGCAGCUGGGGCAGCGGCGAGGAGGUGCCUGACCUGCUGUCAUGCGCCCGGGGCAGCGACUUGGCCAGCCCGCCCACCAACCUACACUUCCAGUUCUACGCGGCCGCCGCCGCCGCCGCCGCCGCCGCUGCCGAGGGCUCGGCCGCCGAGGGCGCAGCAGCGGCAGAGGGCGGCGGCGCCGGCGGGCUGCGCAUCAUUGAUAUUCCCGCGGUGGACCGCCUUCCGGAGAGCGAGCACCAGAUCCUGGAGCGGCUGGUGCGGGAGCACGGCGUGCCGCUGGACAAACGCUUUGCCUUGCUGCACAAGAUUCGCGUGGCGCGCGCCUUUGCGGCGGCCCCCCCCCGCCAGCUGCUGCUGCGCCUGCGCCUGCUGUCCUUCUACGUCGCCUUCCAGUCCAACCCCUCCCCCACUGACAUCAUGGCACUGUUCCAGGCAGCGCCCGAGUUUGUGCAGCAGCUGGCGGCGCUGCUGCGGCACGAAGGCGAGGUGGCCGACGACAUCCAGACGCUGGCGCUGCGCUCGCUGGCGGUACAGCUGCUGGACCGCACGCGGCACGGCGCAGUGAUCGCCGCCAUUGCAGGCGGCGAGCAGAGCGGGCUGCUGGCGCUGAUGCUGCACCGCGCCGUGGCCUCGCUGACGGGGAGCGAGGAGGUGCCUGUGCGGUACAGCCUCGGCUUCAUCGAGGCCCUGCUGUCCAUGGUGGGGGCCCUGGUCACCUCCACAUCAGGCACCGCCGCGCUGUCGGAUGCAAGCCUGGUGCCGGCGCUGCUGCCGCUGCUGGAGCACCGGGAGCCGUCCCACCUGGCGCUGGUGGCCUCCACCGUGAGAAUACUGGAGGCAUUCAUGGACUUCAGCCCCCCAAGCAGCGGUCUGUUCCGCGAGCUGGGCGGCCUACGCAUCAUGGUGCAGCGGCUGCGGUACGAGGUGGACCAGCCGGCAGAGGCGAGCUCUACCGCUGGAGCACCUGCCUCGGCAUCAGCCACCCCAACCGCCGCCAGCUUGGCCGCAAGCCCUGCAGCCGGUGCUGCCGCCGCUGGCAGCGGCGAGGCCAUGCUUACAGAGGGCGGGCAGCAGGCGGCGCAGCAGCCUGCAGCCGCAGCCCAGCCGCCGCAGAAGACGGUGCCCUACAGCCGCCGCCUGCUGCUCAACAAGGAGUUUGGCGGCGGCCUGUUCUCUCUGGCUGCCAGCGUGGUGGCGGACCUGAUCCACCACGACCCGCUGGUGUACCGCACGCUGGACGAGGCGGGGCUGCCGCAGGCCUUCCUGGACAGCGUGGCAGGCGGAGUCAUAGUGAGCAUGGAGGCCGUGGCCGCCGUGCCCAACACCCUCAUGGUCCUCUGCCUCAACUCGAGCGGCCUGCAGCGCGUGCGGCGCAGCAAGGCGCUGCGCUGCUUCGUGCCCAUCUUCUCCAGCAAGCAGUACGUCAAGGCGCUGCAGGGAGAGUCGGCCGUGGUGCUGGGCGCGGGGCUGGAUGAGCUGCUGCGCCACGUGCCACAGCUGCGCCCAGACGGCGUCGACGUCGUGAUUCGCAUCCUGCGCCGCCUGUGCAUGCUGGGCGGGGAGCCCAACCCUCCUAAGCCGCCGCCGCGGCCGCCUGCGGAGGCCGCGCCAGCACAGCCGGCGGGCGAGGGCGCAGCAGCAGGCGCGGGCGCCGAGGCGCCCGCUGCCGCUGCAGCCGGCCAGGCGGCGGAAGGCGCCGCGGCGGGUGCGGCUGCGACCGAGGCGGAGGCCCCAGGCGCAGGUGCUGCCGGCGGUGGGGAGGCCAUGGAAACCGACGGUGCUGCGCCGCCAGCUGAGGAGGCCAUGGAGGUGGAGGCGCCAGCUCAGCAGCCGCCAGCUCAGCAGCCGCAGCAGGAUGUGGCCAUGGCCGCAGAAGCCGGUACGGAGCAGGCGCCGGCGGCCGCGGCCGCCGACGAGGCUGCCGCGCCCGCUGAUGCCGCGGCGGCAGCGGCGCCUGCCGGCGAGCAGCAGGCACAGGCCGCAGAGGCCGAGGCUGAGCCUGAAGAGGAGGAGGAAGAGGAGGAGGAGGAGGUGGUACCAGAGGACCCGGAAGCUGAGGGGUACCUGGUGGAGUGUGUGACGUACACUGCGCGUAUGCUGGAGACCAUGCUGACCAGCGCAGAGACAGCCAAGCUGUUUGUGGAGCGAGGCGGCGUGGAGCUGCUGCUCACACUGUACCGCCUGCCCCGCCUGCCCCCCACCUUUGGAAGCACCAACGCCAGUCACAGCCUGCUGGUCAGCUUCCGAGUCUUCACCUCCCAGCACGCCUCCGCCCAGCUGCCCCACAUCUUUUCCCUGCUGCGCGGCGCCCUGCUGGCACAGCUGGAUGCGGCGCUGGAGGCGGCGCGCGCGGUGGGCGGCGCCUGCGUGCCGCUGCUGCCCACGGAGCAGCGUGACGCCUACAUCCGCCACGUCUCCUCCACAGAGGGCCUGGCCGCGCUGGCGGCGGCCGUCGUGCGCAAUGCCUCCUCCGUCCUCAAGGACAUCAGCAAUGGCGACAUGAGCGUGAUUCUGAAACUGGGGGAGCUGGAGCGCAUGGUGCUGUGGCAGGCGGCGGUGGCAGACGAGUGGAAGCUGGAGCAUGAAGCCCGCAAGGCGGCAGAGGAGAAGGCGGCUGCCGCGGCCGAAGCGGCGGGCGCCAACGGCGGCGACCUGGAAAUGUCAGACGCAGCCGGCACCAGCGCUGCUGCUGCAGUUCCCGCCGACGCAGCGGCUGGCUCUGGCGCGGGCCCUGCCUCCCCGGGGUUGGCUGCUGGGAUGGGUGGCGCCGCGGCAGGUGGAAAGGACAAGGAGAAGAAGCGCAAGGGGCCGGAGGAGCUGUCGUGCGACAUUCUUUUGCACUUUGCCCACACGGCGCGCGCCUUUGACCAGGCCGUCGCCAAGGCCAUCCACGUCCCCGUGCGGCGCCGCGAGGAGGCGGCGGCGCAGCCCUCCAUGGCCAUGCGGGCGGCCGCCGUCAACCUGGCCGUGGUGCUGCGCCGCAACUUUGAGUUCCAGGGCAUGGGCGAGCCCGGCGAUAAGGGCAAGGCGCCGGCGGGCGAGGAGGCGCCCAGCCCCUUUGCCACUCCCCAGGCGCGCCGCGUGCGCUACCUGUCCCGCGUCCUGGAUGCCUCCUUCAACGUGCUGUUUGACGGGCGGCGGCGCACCGCCCACACGCUGGUCUACAAUUUUUUCAUGGCCACCGGCGGCAUGCGCUCCUUCCUGCAGCAGUUUGGCGGCUGCCUGGAGCUGCUGCGCCAGCUGCCGCCUGAGCCAGCGGCUUCGACUGCCGGCGCAGCGGGCCGGGAGUCCUCGUCCCAGCAGCAGCAGCAGCAGGAUAUAGAGAUGGCAGAGCCGUUCCAGGCGGCAGCAGCAGCAGCCGCGGCCGGCGAGGCAGGCGGAGGCGCGGGCGGUACUGGCGGCACGCCAGCUGUCACCGACCCCGCCAAAGCGUACCGCCAGAGCGUGGAGGCCACAGUGGGGACCUUCCUGGUGCUGAUGACCAACAUGAGGCAAGCCAAGGGCUGGGGUGUAAGGGCAGGGCUGGGCUAG
Molecule: messenger RNA, 4125 nt
Organism: Chlorella variabilis
Lineage: Eukaryota; Viridiplantae; Chlorophyta; Trebouxiophyceae; Chlorellales; Chlorellaceae
Exons: 27
Coding region: 1-4125 (1374 amino acids)
Source: RefSeq, a predicted model, not a curated record